AUGGCAAGUUUCCUCGACGCUGAAUCCGCGCAAAAGUACAAGAAUGCGGAGAAGGCGACUCGUCCUUAUGUCAAAACCAUCGUUCAACAAUCCGGAAUAGCUGCCUAUCUCGAAACAGGAGCUGAAGCCAAUAUACUCGAUUUCGCAUGUGGAACGGGAGUUGUUGCACAGGAAAUCUACGAUACAGUACCAAAAGAGAAGUGGGAACAGCUGAAAGUGCUGGGCACUGACAUCAGUCCCCCGAUGUUGGAACAUUUGAGAGCGCGAGGAGAGACGCAGGGAUGGAAGAAACUGGAUACCAAGAUUGUGGAUGGGAAUGUGAGUUAUCCGUGUCUGCGGACGCUCCAGCACUGGGUUGAUACUAAUGCUUUCUUCCAGACAGACAUAACCCAAGCUCUCCCUAAGGCAUCAUACACACAUAUAUUCGCCUCCUUCGCUAUAUCCAUGCUCCCCGCACAGACACUCACGUAUCUUUGCUCACUGUUGCGCCCAGGCGGAUACAUGGCAGUUGCAACGUGGUCGAGCAUGUCAUGGGACAGCCUUCUCACUCGCAGCAUCGCUCUCACAAACGCGCCACAGCCUUACUCGCCCUCGCGUGAGGAACUGCGAGAAAAGUUCUGCGGACUUUGGGCUGACGAGUCAUACUUGGCACAGCAGUUUGAAGCAGUGGGCUUGCGAAGAGUAGGGACUUCUAAUGAGAAGAAAGCCGUAAGCGUUGGGACGCCAGAUGUUUUCGUAGCGACUAUGCAGUUUCCGCUGCAAUAUGUAAGGAGUACAUGGUGGCAGGGCGAGCGAGAGGGAAUCCUAGAAGAUUUGAAUGGUGCUAUGAAAGGCAUUGUACAGCAGGAGGUUGGAGAGGAUGGGGAAGUGGAACUGGUGUUCGAUGGGAUAGUUGGGUGGGGUUGGAAGAGUGGUUAA
Alternaria viburni is the source of this 918-nucleotide messenger RNA. RefSeq lists its product as uncharacterized. The coding region runs from base 1 to 918 and encodes 305 amino acids. The transcript has a single exon. The record is from RefSeq and is a predicted model, not a curated record. Lineage: Eukaryota; Fungi; Ascomycota; Dothideomycetes; Pleosporales; Pleosporaceae.